AUGGCUAUUGAGCAAAAGGUUGUCACUGUCUUCGGAGCGACUGGACUGCAAGGCAAUUCUGUUGUCCGUGCACUACUAAGAGAUCAAGUUUCCAACUUUCGAGUUCGAGCGAUAACCCGAGAUCCUGGAUCUGAGAAGAGCCAAACGCUGCAGAAGCUCGGUGUCGAAGUCAUCAAAGGAGAUGGAUGGAGCAAGGAUGAUAUGUGCAAAGCAUUCUCUGGUUCGUGGGGGGCGUUCGUGAAUACCAACUCUGACGAUCCAAUAUUUAGCAACCCGAACGUGCCUACUGAAUUCGAUCUCGGGAAGACCAUUGUUGAUGGCAUGGUUGCCGCAGGAGUCAAGAGCCUCGUCAUCAGUUCAAUGAGACCAGCCGGGGAGGCAACCGCAGGGAAGAUGAAAAUCAAAACGAUGGACAUGAAAGCUGCUAUUGCUGAAUAUGCCCAAAAGACGGAUCAUUUUGAAACAAUUUCUUUCAUCCACGCAGGCUGGUAUUUUGAGUUAUUUCUGUCAGAGAUAAUGGCUAAGGUCCACCAAGGAUUCCCAUACUUUCCUGAUGCAGAUGGGUAUCUAAAUCUCGUUAUGCCAAAGUGGGGAAAUGACAGCGGUGCGCCCUUCAUCGCGAUUGAGGAUGAUUUUGGCGACCUUGUCCAUGGAAUCAUGCUUGAUCCAAUGCGCUGGAAUGGGAAGAUAAUUCAGGCAGUAAGCGAUAUUCAAUCUCUUCCUCGGUUUGUCCAAAUAUUCUCCGAAUACACUGGCAAGAAGGCACGAUAUGUCCCACUUCCAUCCUGGAAGAAUCUCGGCGAAGGUAUUCCUGAAAUGGAGGAUGGUAGGUUGCUCUUCGCCUUUGGCGAGGCGACCAACGGCCGGUACUUCGGAGAGGACUCCUGCACGGAUAUACCCAUGGAAUUGAAAAAGCUGGCAUUUGCAGCACAAGGAAAAGCUACAUCCGGCGCAAAAUUGGCAUCCCUAGGCCCAUGGUUUUCUAAAAACUUUGGAACACAGUAG
This is a messenger RNA of Penicillium subrubescens, 1005 nucleotides long. Its product is annotated as NmrA/HSCARG family protein. Lineage: Eukaryota; Fungi; Ascomycota; Eurotiomycetes; Eurotiales; Aspergillaceae. The record is from RefSeq and is a predicted model, not a curated record. The transcript is spliced from 4 exons. Bases 1 to 1005 code for a protein of 334 amino acids.